Molecule: messenger RNA, 782 nt
Organism: Portunus trituberculatus (swimming crab)
Lineage: Eukaryota; Metazoa; Arthropoda; Malacostraca; Decapoda; Portunidae
Exons: 2
Coding region: 127-537 (136 amino acids)
Source: RefSeq, a predicted model, not a curated record
AGAAUACAGAGGAGACGUUGUCCUGCCUCCUGUCCCUGCUAGGCUGCGAGACGAGUCCCUCCACCCGCCACUGUCAUUUCACUGCACUUGUAUAUAACUGUGUAAUAAAACAUACGUCCCUAUCCUAUGGCUGCAACACGACCUCGAGGGAAAUGGAGGAAGAGGGUCCAUGCAUGCAUCCUCACAGAAAUUGAGGCCAUCGAGAACCUCCGAGAGAAGGGCAAAAAGAAGAGUGUGGCAAAGAAAAAGAAAAGUCACAAGACCACAAAGAAAAGGCCUCAAGAGUCAUCCAGCAGUGAAGAUGAGGACAACCCUGAGGUGGUUCUGGAUGACUCGUUUGAAUAUUCUGAUGAAGCGGAUGGUGAAGCAGAAGACCAGCCCUAUCCAUUUGUGCAGAAGGAGGCAGAAUUAGGGGACUUUAUUUUGGUGGAGGAAGGUCGAAAUGCUAGGGAAAAGGUGCAUUAUGUUGGUAAAGUUCUCUCUAUUAAGGACGACACCAGCUAUAAUGUAAGUUUUCUCCGGAUCAAGUCUACCUAAGUUUGGUAUUCCAGACAACUUUUGUUUCCCUCGAAUAGAGGACACAGCGAAGUUUUUUUUUUAAAGAAUGCUGCAAAGGUGUGUUGAUGCCCCAGCAAGGGCGUGCUGAACGACUUUCAAAUAUGGUAAAGCUAAAUGUUCCAUUGUAUUCAUUUAACAUGAAAUGAGGUAGGCCUAGGAAUGAUAAAUUUUCAAAUCUUACUUUAUUUUUUCAGUGUUUUCUUAAAUAAACAAUAUUGGAUGCA